This is a messenger RNA of Mollisia scopiformis, 720 nucleotides long. RefSeq lists its product as uncharacterized. The coding region runs from base 1 to 720 and encodes 239 amino acids. Lineage: Eukaryota; Fungi; Ascomycota; Leotiomycetes; Helotiales; Mollisiaceae. The record is from RefSeq and is a predicted model, not a curated record. The transcript has a single exon.
AUGGCUAGCACCCAACAGAUGGCGGAGGAUGAUCAUUCUUCCAACCUCAUAGACAUCUUGUCAUGGUUCAUCAAGAAGAUCGAGCAAGAAAAAGCAACAGUCGCAUUUUUCCAGCGUUGCAUUAUUUGCAAAGGUGCGACUGAGUUUUGCGAAACUUGCACUCAUGAGCUCGAUGUUCUCAAGUUCGACUUGGAAUCUUUUGCCGAAAUGGCUUGUAGAGAGAUCUGGAAGUUGACUGGUGGAAAGGAAGGAGAGGCUUACCAUGCAGGAUGGUCUUUCACUUCUUUCCAGGAUAUUCAGAACGCUUACAAGGAUCAUGAAGAGCUUUUCGACCGAAUGUGCGAGGGCAAUGAUCCAAUAACAUGCAAACCUAGAAAAAAGGUCCUCUAUGCCGAUGACUACCAACAAGCAAUUCCUCCACUCGAAUGUGCCAUAGGAAAUUGGACUCGCGUAUGCAAAGCUUUCCAAAGCGAAUACGAACUCGGUAUGGCAAGAGGGUGGAGACUGCCUGCUGAUGGGGUUGAGAAGGAGAGGGGCAAGGUCAAGUAUGAUCCAUCAGCAAAGAUCAAGAAAUGGGACGCUUUAAAGACGAAGUAUGCAGAACUUGCCGCUACGCUUCCGCCAAACCCGAAGUCCGGUGAACUGGGAUAUGAUUCGGAAGAAAUCGAAUACUAUUCCACUUCUGAUUCAGCGUGUUCUGAGGACCUUGACGCACCUUGA